Messenger RNA from Cricetulus griseus (Chinese hamster), 2856 nucleotides. Lineage: Eukaryota; Metazoa; Chordata; Mammalia; Rodentia; Cricetidae. The record is from RefSeq and is a predicted model, not a curated record.
CCUCGGCCUCUAGGAUUCGGGAGGGAAACCUCAGGUUUCGCCGCCCCUUCCCCCGCCCCCAGUGCGCGAGUGCGGGCAGCGAGCCUCGGGUGGCACACCUGGAGAGACGGUCCCGGCCUAGCGGGACAGCGGUCACCUCCGUCCUUAGGGACAGCCGUCGUGGCCAGCAGCAGGGCUGGGGGCCCCGCGAGGGUCUGGAAGUCAGACUCGGAGCCCAGGAGGCCCCGGACCGACUCCGGCCUGGGUCCCCGCACGGGUGAAGCUCCUGUGUCUGUGUGGGAUGAGGAGGAGGAUGGUGCCACCUUUACUGUCACAAGCCGCCAGUAUCGGCCUCUUGAUCCCUUGGCCCCCCUGCCCCCGCCUCGUUCCUCCCGGCGGCUCCGCGCUGGCACUCUGGAGGCCCUGGUCAGAUACCUGUUGGAUGCCCGGACGUCAGGGGUUGACGUGACUUUCACUCCAGCCUUGCUGGCCACCCACCGGGCCUUCACCUCCACGCCUGCCCUGCUUGGGCUUGUGGCUGACAGGCUGGAAGCCCUCGAGUCGCAGCCUCCUGGUGAGCUAGAGAGGACCACAGGGGUAGCCAUCUCCGUGCUUUCAACCUGGCUGGCCUCUCACCCUGAGGAUUUUGGCUCUGAGGUCAAGGGUCAGCUUGACCGGCUUGAGAGCUUCUUGCUUCGGACAGGGUAUGCAGCACAGGAGGGUGUUGGGGGGGGCAGUGCUGACCUCAUCCGAAACCUCCGGGCCCGGGUAGAUCCCCGGGCCCCCAACCUUCCUAAGCCCCUGGCCCUUCCUGGCGAUUCCCCUGCUGACCCCACGGAUGUCCUGGUGUUCCUCGCUGACCACUUGGCCGAACAGCUGACCCUGCUAGAUGCGGAGCUGUUUCUCAAUCUGAUCCCCUCUCAGUGUCUGGGAGGCCUGUGGGGUCACAGAGACCGGCCAGGACAUUCUCACCUCUGCCCAUCUGUCCGAGCGACUGUCACACAGUUCAACAAGGUGGCAGGGGCAGUAGUCAGCUCCGUGCUGGGGGCCACCUCAAUUGGAGAGGGGCCAGGUGAGGUGACCGUGAGGCCACUCCGACCCCCGCAGAGGGCCCGGCUCUUGGAGAAGUGGAUCCGUGUGGCGGAGGAGUGCCGUCUGCUUCGGAACUUCUCCUCAGUCUAUGCUGUCGUGUCGGCCCUGCAGUCCAGCCCUGUCCACAGGCUUCGGGCAGCCUGGGGGGAAGCAGCCAGGGACAGCCUCAGAGUCUUUUCCAGCCUGUGCCAGAUUUUCUCAGAGGAGGACAAUUAUUCUCAGAGCAGAGAGCUCCUCACGCAGGAAGUGAAGCUGCAGCCCCCUGCAGAGCCACACUCCAAGAAAGCCCCAAGGUCUGGCUCCAGGGGUGGGGGUGUGGUUCCAUACCUAGGGACCUUCCUGAAGGAUCUCGUGAUGCUGGAUGCAGCCUCCAAGGAUGAGUUGGAGAACGGCUACAUUAAUUUUGACAAGCGGAGGAAGGAGUUUGCUGUCCUUUCGGAGCUGCUGCGCCUCCAGAACGAAUGUCGUGGCUAUGACCUCCGACCUGACCCCGAUAUCCAACAAUGGCUCCAGGGCCUCCAGCCAUUAACUGAAGCUCAGAGUCACCGUGUGUCCUGUGACGUGGAACCACCUGGUACCAGUGACUCUCCGGCUGCACGGAUGCUUCGGCCGACGCUAGUGGUCUCACAGUGGACAGAAGUUCUGGGCUCUGUUGGAGGCCCCACCCCUCUUGUGUCCUGGGAUCGGCCCAGUGUUGGAGAUGAGGCACCCGGAACCCCCGCGCCUCUGCUGACCCGGCUGGCCCAGCACAUGAAGUGGCCGUCCGUCUCAUCUCUGGACUCUGCCCUGGAAAGCAGCCCCUCCUUGCACGGUGCUGCUGGCCCUAGCCACCUGUCUCCUCCAGCCUCCUCCCCUAGGCCUUCCCGAGGUCACCGCCGUUCAGCGUCCUGUGGAUCUCCACUGAGCGGGGGCACAGGAGAGGGGGCCUCUAGGAGUGCUGGAUAUGGGGGAGGGGUAUCCGGACCAGAGUCCUCUGAUUGCCGAAUUAUCCGAGUCCAGAUGGAGCUGGGAGAAGACGGCAGCGUCUACAAGAGCAUCUUGGUGACAAGCCAGGACAAGGCUCCCAGUGUCAUUAGCCGUGUCCUUAAGAAAAACAAUCGUGACUCUGCAGUGGCUUCAGAGUUUGAGCUGGUACAGCUGCUGCCCGGGGAGCGAGAGCUAACCAUCCCGCCCUCCGCUAACGUCUUCUAUGCUAUGGAUGGCUCAUCUCACGAUUUCCUCCUACGGCAGCGCAGAAGGACCUCUGUUGCCACGCCAGGGGCCCACACCGGCCCCUCUGCCUCAGGAACUCCCCCAAGCGAGGGAGGAGGGGGCUCCUUUCCCAGGAUUAAGGCCACAGGGAGGAAGAUUGCACGGGCCCUGUUCUGAGGAUGAAGUCCUGUUGGUUUACAGAAAUCACAGCACUCACACCAGGUGUGAGCAGCCACCAGUGGUAGCCAUCACUCCAGGGCAGAAAGCCCGAAAGGUGGCCAGCAGCUCCGGGCCAGCCAAGUGCCAUUUGUUUACCAAACCACCUCGAAAGCCAACCCCGUGGGACUGGUGGUCAUAUAGCCACAUUGGAUCCCUGCAUAUGGCUUCCACCUCUGGGGAAUGUGGCGUACCGUCAGUGUUGAGAAGAGUGCUAGCUCCUGCCACAUGCUAGCCUGUGAAGGGCCAAGGAAAGGCCCAGAGGCUCUGAGCCCAGGGCAGAGGACAAUGACAAGACGUUCUGUUGGGACUUUCUUGUCCACCCGGGGGGUUCUUGUCACUGUGACAACACUAUAAUAAACCAAAACACUACCUGAA